UACAGAAUUGAUAGAAUACAAUUUUAACUGCAUAAUAUUCGUUAAAUUCAAACAGCUCCAGAUCGAGAUUCGAGAACGACAGCUGCCAUGGAGUCGGAGCGCAGUAAGCCGGUGCAAUGGCUGAACGCUAUGGUAUCUGAGCCCUAUUACUUGUUCCAUUUCCUCGCUUUCUUUUCCUACUUUGUCGUCCGUACACCCGCCGCCAAAGUUCUCGUCCCUGCCAUCUCCGAUCGCUUCCUUCACCGCGAAAUUCAAGCGGUUUUAGCAUUUGGAGUUUUGACUUCUAUCAAGAUGGUGAGAGAAGAAAAUUGGGAAGCCUUUAUUGGUGACACGCUGUUUUUUGCAAAGGUUUUUAUUGUUGCCCUUGCUUUAAUUAUGGAUUACUACCUCGCUCUAUGGUACAUUGUUGUUUUUUCAGUUAUAUAUAUUUUAACACAACAACCGGCAUUCCAAGGACUAGGUACUUGUAGUAAAUUGACACCACUGCAGUUAGAAGCCUUGCUGACAGAAGGGAACACAUCAAGAUUCUGGCUGGUAGAAUUUGGUUCCUCAUAUUUGUCUGCUUGCACACGCUCAAGCCGGUGCUUUCCUGAGCUCUCAAUUACAUACUCGAACAAAAGUUUGUCUUUCGGAAUAGUUGACCUUGGACUGUUCCCAAAUGCUGCAGAGAAGUUUGGAAUCUAUCUUGGUGGUGGCAUGGAUCAACUCCCUGUAUACAUCUUAUUCGAGAACGCGACUGGAAUUGCACGUUUUCCAGGAUUGGAUCUUGAAGCGAAACCUUCUCAUCCUGCCAUUACAAAGAGACUUAUUUCAAGAUACUUUGAACUUGACCUGCGCCUUCUUGAAUAUGUAAAUGGUAAAUGGUAAAUGGUAAAUAGGUAAUCGGCCCUAAUGUUUGUCGCACAAGUUUAGUUUUCCUGCUUCCAAUUUUACUUCUCCACUCUGUUUUAACGUUAUUUGAGGUGUAAAGAAUUUAUAUCCAAUUUUUGUGAUCGACUUGAUUUAAGUGUAAGCUGCGUCUAGCUCAACUUGAUGCUCCAUUUCAUGGUUCUCUUAAAACUAAACUCAA
Molecule: messenger RNA, 1069 nt
Organism: Morus notabilis
Lineage: Eukaryota; Viridiplantae; Streptophyta; Magnoliopsida; Rosales; Moraceae
Product: thioredoxin-related transmembrane protein 2
Exons: 10
Coding region: 88-867 (259 amino acids)
Source: RefSeq, a predicted model, not a curated record